AACUGUAGUACUGGCAUAAAGAUAGACUUAAAGACCAAUGGAACAGAAUAGAGCCCAAUAAACCCUCGCAUGUAUGAUCAAAUGAGCUUCAACAAGGGUACCAAGAACAUACAAUAGGGCAAGGACAGUCUCAACAAAUGGUGGUGGGGAAACUGGAGAUCCAAACGCAAAAGACUGAAGUUAGACCUUACCUUACGCCACAUAUAAAACUUAACUCAAAACGGAUUAAAGGCCUAAAUGUGAGAUCUAAAACUAUAAAACUCCUAGAAGAAAACACAGCGAAAAGUUUCAUGACAGUGAAUCUGGCAAUGAUUUCCUGGAUGUGACACCAAAAGCACGGGUAACAGAAGCAAAAGUACACAAAUGGGACCACAGCAAACGAAGACUGCCUUCAAAGGGAAGCCACUUCUGCUGCUCAGGCACCCUCGCCCACACUCCUCGCCCCGGCACCUGCCUCGGCCUCGGUAAGGGGCUCCCCACAGUCAGCUGAAGGCUGCCCCAGAGAGUCCUAAAUGCGGUUGUCCAGACACUGGACUUCUCAGAAACAAGGCGUUCUCCUACGAGGGAAUUUCAGUUUCUCUUUCCUUCUCGGCACAAGUCCAGGGAAGGGACUCGUCGGAUGCCCUUUCUCUGUGGCUCAGGCGGCCUCACCCGCACCCACGUGCUCACCUGCUUCAGCGACUAGCUCCGCCUGCUUAGGCCUUUUCAGGCCCAGUGGAGAUUCCAAUUUCCACUUGCCUUUUCACUUUACAUACAUCAGCUGGGAUUGCCCAGCGAGCCUGGCUAAAAGCGGAGCCAUGCGGCCGGGGAAGCAGUCGAGAUCGGGCCAUGGCUCCAGCUUGGGUUGUGGUGCUGGUGACCGCGGUGCUGGGCUUGACCAGCGCGGGCCCUGUCCCCACUUCCAGGCCCCCCGCAACCAGGAGGGGCUGCCACGUGGGCAAGUUCCCAUCUCUGUCGCCGAGGGAGCUAGAAGCCUUCAAGAAGGCCAGGGACGCCUUAGAAGAGUCACUCCCGCUGAAGAACUGGAGCUGUGGCUCUCGCCUCUUCCCCAGGACCAGGGACCUGAUUCGACUGCAGGCCUGGGAGCGCCCUGCGGCCUUGGAGGCUGAACUAGACUUGACGCUGAAGGUCCUGGGGAACAUGACCGACUCAUCCCUGGGCGUCGUCCUGGACCAGCCCCUUCGUGUGCUGCGCCACAUCCACUCCGAGCUCCAGGCCUGUGUCCGGGCUCAGCCCACGGCAGGACCCAGACCCCGUGGCCGCCUGCACCACUGGCUGCACCGGCUCCAGAGGGCCCCAGAGGAGUCCCGGGGAUGCCUCGAGGCCUCCGUCACGUUCAACCUCUUCCGCCUUCUCACACGGGACCUGAAGUGUGUCACCGGUGGAGACCUGUGCGUCUGAAAACCUGGACCCGAUCCCAGCCCGUCCGGAACCCAGACCUUCUGUAUGCACCAGGCCUCAUCCUUCCUUAAGUUAUUUCCUUUCAAUCCCUUAUUUAUGGACCUGCAGCCCCGCUCCAUAGCCAUAAGAAAUGUUUAUUUUUUUACUUUUGUGCAAUGUGCAGCAAAUAAACAGUAAGGAAGAGAGAAAAAAAAAGAGCCAACUACUCUGGAGAUGGAGAGAACAGAGGAACAUGUUAAACAACAGUGGGAGCUGCAAUCGGCAAAGUGCAGACUCUAGCGAACUCUAAAGGACUAAAAAUCCAGCUUGACAAAAACAUUUCAAGGAAAAAAAAGAGAAAGAUAGGGUCCCUAUACUCUACAGGAACAGCUUUGAGGGUAACGGUGAUUUAAAGGUCUAUCCACGAAAUGCAAUGUGGAGACCUUAUUUGAGCCCUGAU
Messenger RNA from Herpailurus yagouaroundi (jaguarundi), 1840 nucleotides. RefSeq names its product interferon lambda-1-like. The transcript has a single exon. Gene Ontology annotation, molecular function: cytokine activity. The record is from RefSeq and is a predicted model, not a curated record. Gene Ontology annotation, biological process: positive regulation of immune response; defense response to virus; innate immune response. The coding region runs from base 829 to 1401 and encodes 190 amino acids. NCBI's taxonomy places the organism in Eukaryota, Metazoa, Chordata, Mammalia, Carnivora, Felidae.